CUCCGUAUAGAGUGAGGCUGGUGACAAAUUUCCCCUAAAUCAACGCGGGUCGGGUCCAGAAUAUCCUCGGUAUCGUUCCCACAAUAUACCCUGUGCGGUGGACGGCGAGGAGUUCUGCUCCUCUCGUAAGAUUCGAUUGAUGGGAACUGAGCGGAAGAGGAAGGUGAGUUUGUUCGACGUGGUGGACGACGGCUCGACGAAGGCGGCGAAGCUCAACGGUCUAGGUUCUCCCAUGCUUCCGGGAAUCGUCUCCCUGUCUUCCUCUGUCAAUAAGUGGACUGGUAAGCCCUACUCCCAGAGGUACCUUGAGAUCUUGGAGAAGAGGAAGACUCUUCCUGUUUGGCACCAGAAAGAUGAGUUCUUGCAAACUUUGAAAGACAAUCAAACCCUCAUCUUGGUCGGUGAAACCGGCAGUGGUAAAACCACUCAGAUACCCCAGUUUGUCCUUGAUGCCAUUGAGGUGGAAACCCCUGAUAAACGUAGGAAGUAUAUGGUUGGGUGCACUCAGCCACGGAGGGUUGCUGCUAUGUCUGUUUCUCGUCGAGUUGCUGAAGAGAUGGAUGUGACUAUUGGAGAGGAAGUGGGUUAUAGCAUUCGUUUUGAAGAUUGCAGUAGUGCUCGUACAGUUUUGAAGUAUUUGACAGAUGGUAUGCUCCUAAGAGAAGCCAUGACAGACCCUCUUCUGGAAAGAUACAAGGUUAUCAUUCUUGAUGAGGCUCAUGAAAGGACACUGGCAACUGAUGUUCUAUUUGGGCUUCUUAAGGAGGUCUUGAAAAACAGACCGGACCUCAAGCUAGUUGUUAUGAGUGCAACUCUUGAGGCUGAAAAAUUUCAGGGUUAUUUUUACGGUGCACCUCUCAUGAAAGUUCCUGGUCGGUUACAUCCUGUGGAAAUCUUUUACACGCAGGAGCCCGAGAGGGAUUACCUUGAAGCAGCAAUUCGAACUGUGGUGCAGAUUCAUAUGUGCGAACCUCCUGGUGACAUCCUUGUUUUUCUAACUGGAGAGGAAGAGAUUGAGGACGCAUGUAGGAAGAUUACAAAAGAAAUUAACAAUUUGGGAGAUCAAGUGGGCCCAAUUAAAGCGGUUCCUCUUUAUUCAACACUCCCUCCCACAAUGCAACAGAAGAUUUUUGAACCUGCUCCCCCGCCACUUGUGGCAGGUGGUCCUCCUGGAAGGAAGGUGGUUGUAUCUACAAAUAUUGCAGAGACGUCAUUGACUAUAGAUGGUAUAGUAUAUGUUAUAGAUCCAGGGUUUGCAAAGCAAAAAGUUUACAACCCCAGAGUCCGUGUUGAAUCUCUGCUGGUCUCUCCUAUUUCAAAAGCAAGUGCUCACCAAAGAUCUGGACGUGCUGGAAGAACACAGCCGGGAAAAUGUUAUAGACUUUAUACAGAAAAGAGCUUUCAGAAUGAUCUUCAACCACAGACAUAUCCUGAAAUUCUCCGAUCAAACCUUUCUAAUACUGUUUUAACUUUAAAGAAACUAGGGAUUGAUGACCUGGUCCAUUUUGAUUUUAUGGAUCCACCUGCACCAGAAACAUUGAUGAGAGCUUUGGAGGUUUUGAAUUACCUUGGGGCUUUGGAUGAUGAAGGAAACCUGACAAAAUUGGGCGAAAUCAUGAGUGAGUUACCCCUAGAUCCUCAAAUGGCAAAAAUGCUCGUUGUAAGCCCUGAAUUCAACUGCUCCAAUGAGAUUCUCUCUGUAUCUGCCAUGCUAUCAGAUAGUUGCAGUUUCUCAGUAUUCUCUCAUGAAGCAAAUGGUAUCGUCUGGCCUCUAUGCAUCUGCUGACCACACAGUGGACCCUCCUCUGUGAUAACCACUUUUUUCUAUAGUACCCAACUGCUUUAUCCGGCCUAGGGAGGCUCAAAAAGCUGCGGACGAAGCGAAGGGUCGUUUUAGUCACAUUGAUGGAGAUCACCUCACGCUGCUGAAUGUAUACCAUGCCUACAAGCAAAAUCAGGAGGAUCAACAGUGGUGCUAUGAGAAUUUCAUCAAUCAUAGGGCUCUCAAGUCUGCAGACAAUGUAAGGCAGCAACUAGCACGCAUUAUGGCUAGAUUCAACCUCAAGCUAUGUAGCACCGACUUCAACAGCCGUGACUACUACAUCAACAUAAGAAAGGCCAUGUUGGCCGGCUAUUUCAUGCAGGUGGCGCAUAUGGAACGCACCGGUCACUAUUUGACAGUGAAGGACAAUCAAGAGGUUCACCUACACCCUUCAAACUGCCUGGAUCAUAAGCCAGAAUGGGUUAUAUACAAUGAAUAUGUGUUAACGAGCAGGAAAUUCAUACGCACAGUGACUGAUAUCAGAGGAGAAUGGUUGAUUGACAUUGCACCGCAUUAUUACGAUAUCACAAAUUUCCCACAGUGCGAAGCGAAGCAUGUUCUUGACAGACUGUACAAGAAGAAGGAGAGGGAAAGAGGAGAUCAGCAGAACAAGAAAAAGAAGUGAAAAAGGGGCCUUGUCCGGCGUGUCUUGGGAUUCAAUACAUUGGGUCUCUCCCUCCCUCCCUCUUAGAUGAUGGGAUGGAUUCAUUGAUGUUUUCUUUGAGAAGAUGAGAUGACUGAUCUUUUGUACUAUUCAGAUUCAGGAAUAUAGGUUCGUUUUAGUCUCUUUUGCCAUGACUUCAUUUCCCCUUUCUUGCACGGAUUUGUUCUGUUAUCUCGAGUAUACUAGAGCCUCGUUUAGAAAUGCUGUUUUCAAUUAAUGUUUAAGGUUAUUAUUUAAUACUUUAUGUGUUUUGGUGUAUUUGUCUAAUUUCAUUUUUUUGAGACAAAUUGGAUAAAGCAUCAAUUACUCAGUUUGUGUUGCAUAUUAGUAUAUUGAAAUAACAUUUUAAAAGUUUUCCAACAGAUGAAUCAUAAAUAUAAUAAACGGCAAGGAUUUUU
This is a messenger RNA of Cuscuta campestris, 2884 nucleotides long. The record is from the annotation of a GenBank genome assembly. NCBI's taxonomy places the organism in Eukaryota, Viridiplantae, Streptophyta, Magnoliopsida, Solanales, Convolvulaceae.